Molecule: messenger RNA, 3227 nt
Organism: Hydractinia symbiolongicarpus
Lineage: Eukaryota; Metazoa; Cnidaria; Hydrozoa; Anthoathecata; Hydractiniidae
Exons: 5
Coding region: 188-2728 (846 amino acids)
Molecular function (GO): GTP binding
Source: RefSeq, a predicted model, not a curated record
GCAAAAAAACACGCAGGAUGUUUUAAAUAAUUUUAAAAUAAUUUAAGUACAGGUAUUUAUUCACGGAGGUUUCAAUGCGUAGUAACAAUAACACUUUACUUGGCUAGUGGAAAAAUCGAUAUAUGGUGACAUUUGUUAGGCGAAAUUGUAUUUUUAUCAGUGGAUAGAAACUAGUGAUUAAUGCACAAUGGCGGAACCCGACCGUAACGCACUUGGGGCAGAGGGGGAAACUGAAACGAAUGAAUCAACUACAGAAACCUCCACCUACGGUUUAUUAAUGGCCGCUGGUAUUGUUGUGAUGGGCAUCGCCAUUCAUUUAACAAACAUUUCCCUCCCGUAUUUGUCAAGAGACCUUCUAACCGUGCUUGCAGUAGUUUGUGGGCUACUAGGAUUCGUGCAUCAAUUCAUGACAAUUCAUAUGCAAAACAAAAUAAAAAUGUUAGAAAAAGAGCAAAAAGAUAGAGAAAGAAAUCUGAAGGAAAAACAAAGGCAAGAAGAAGAAGAAAAAGAAAGAAUUCUUCAAAAAAAGCAAGCGCAGGAAAAAGAAGAAAGAGAUUUAAAAGAAAAACAAAGGCUACAGGAAGAGGAAGAGGCCACAAUAAGAAGAAAACAGACACUUAAAAACGAUCUAAAAGGUUCGUUUGAGCAGGUUCUCGAUACAAUGUUGGUAUGUCGUACACAUAUUGAGAGAGAGCAAGCAAAUGUCAAUGAUUAUCUAGACGUUAGCGAAAUGCAUUUGGAGCUGGAAGCAAUUAAACAAAAUAUAAAUGACGCAUUAUCCCAAUUUAGCACUUUACACAGCGAAAAAAGAACAGUUAUAUCAGAAUCUUUUGAUGUUCUUGAUCAGAUGAAUGUAAUUACCAGCUUCAAUAAAGAAGCUGAAAUAAAAAAGGAGGAGCUGAAACUAUAUCAGAAAAGAUUGGAAGAAGUAAAAACAGUUUAUGGCGCAACAUCAUAUGGUCGACUAGCAAGAAAAGUUAAAUCUCAAUCAGUUCUCAUUAAAGAAGAAAACGGUCUUGAAUUGUAUAAAUUACCAGUAAAAUUGAUCGACUCGGAUUCGACGAACAAGCUGAGACUCUACGAGUUAGGUCAGGAAAAUCCAUCGAAAUCCAACAAAUAUAUAAUGAUGGCAGGAAUGACAGGUGCUGGAAAAAGUUUGCUAAUUAACAACAUAAUUAAUUACGUGUAUGGCGUGACAUACAGAGAUAAAUUUCGCUUUCAGCUGAUUGUGGACGAAGAAGAGAUAAAAGAACGUGGGCCAAAUGCUUCAAGGAGCAAAGCAGAAAGCAUGACUAGUUGGGUUAGCAGUUUUGUCCUUCAUCAUGAUGAAGGAUUUCGAAUUAAUUACAGCUUGACGAUCAUUGACACACCUGGUUUCGGUGACACACGUGGCAUAAAAUACGAUGAAAUGAUAAUUGACCAAAUACGUAAAUUUUUCGAUAGUGAAAAUGUAUGUCCAGUAAAAGAACUUUCUUGUAUAGGACUUGUGAUACAAGCAAGUCAAGCAAGAAUAACAGAAGAGCAAAAAUACAUUUUUGAUCAAGUUUUAAACAUCUUUGGCAAAGAUAUGACAGACAAUAUAUUUUUGUUGUUUACAUUUGCCGACGCUCAAGCACCUCCUGCUUUGGAAGUUGUAAAGAAUAACAAAAUUCCAUUUAAUAAAGAUGCUUCUUUCAAGUUCAAUAAUUCAGCAUUGUAUGCUCCGAAUAAUGAUGUGGCUAGCGAUCACUCUUGGGUAUUUGGUUACGAUAGUUUGGAAAAGUUUUUCAAUUACCUAGGUAAGAUCAUUUCAACAAGUUUAGAUCUGACAAAAGAAGUGCUCAAGAAAAGAGAUGGUUUGAAAUCUCUAUUGGAAUGUUUACAAAAGGAAAUUGACAAGGGGAUGGACAUGCUUCAGUGCAUCGAAAAUAUGAUUAACGACAUUCUUGCAUUAAAAGGCACCAUGAGAGCAAACAAAGAUUAUAAAAUCAAGUCAAAGAGGUAUCCCCAGACAACGAAAGUCAUCAAUCACAAUAUAACAAAUUGUAAGGCAUGUAUGUUUACAUGUCACGAUCCAUGUUACAUUGAUGGCGAUAACAAAGAGGGCUGUGCAUCUAUGAACAACGGAGAGUGUGUUACUUGUCCUGGAAAAUGUCCUUGGGACAGUCAUUCAAACGGAGACAGAAUUUAUGUUUAUGACGAGAUUGAAGUUGAAAGCACAGUUGAAGACAUGAUGAAUAGAUACCAAAUUGCCGUGAAUGACAAAGAUGGCAAAAGAAAGUUGUUACUCAGUAUGCUAACAGAAUACAGAGCGUAUAGAGAAGCAACGUUCAACAACAUACGAUCCGCGUCGCUGGCUGCCAAAUCCUUGGAAGAAAUAGCACUUCGUCAAAGUUUUCUAACAAAUGUGACAUAUAUUGAAAGGUUAAUCAAAUCCGAAGAAGCCAGCAGUCGACCCAACAAGAAAGUACGUCUUGAGCAGUUGGAUCAUUUCAGGAAAAUAGCUUUAACUCUGCAACAGGCGCGUACAGAUCCGAACAGUCUCACUGCAACAGUUAGCAAUUACGAAGCCACCAUUUUGAAUGCGAUCAAAAACAUCAAAGAUGAAAUAAAGGAUGGUCAUUCUUACUUUUCUGGUAAUUAUGAAUCGAGGGCGCAUAAUAAUUCGAGUAGAAACCGAAAAGUUGAUGAGGUUAACAAAAAGACAACAAAAUCAAAUAAAGGAGGAUUUUUUGGAUUAUUUGCGUAAACACAAAGACUUUUAAAUAUUUUGCAACCUAUAAAAGUAGUAAUCCAAGCCUUUAGGCGAGGAAAAUAAAGACAAAAAAUACCAGAACGAUAUUUUAAUAUUUUUUUUUUUUAUAUUUUCUGUUAAAGUUUUGCGCCAUGCAACAUAUGAGAUAUUGUAUUUACGUCUCCCCUCUUAGCCAAUCUCGUUAGAGAUACUUUCGUGGUAGUGAUAAUUAGAGUUAUAAUUAAUUGUAGAUUUAUUAAAAAAUAGUGAGUCUAUAUAAUUGUCGCUGCUUGAGAGCAACAAGAAUCCAAUGUGGAGUUUAGCGCUCGUUUUCUUCUUUUUGUUUCUUUUCCAACAAUAUUGGCGUAUCUGCAAAUUCUUGUUUAAACGCUUUUUUAUUUUUGCGGGGACUUCCACAUGGUAAGACUUUAUUAUAAUUUGGCACGUGUUAAUUUUGGGUUUAUUAGUAGUUAUUCCUGUAGUUUAUACUUCUGAAUGUUCCUUUAAAAACGUU